GACACAAAAAAACUAUUGAACAAUGCGCAACUGUCAAGUGUGACGUUUAGAUGUCAAACAAUUACAAAAUAAAAACAGUGUGCGGGCGGUGGCAGGAGAGUGUGUCGUUUCGUUCGUAUUAAUUGCGUGGCAUCGCGACUAGUACAGCGUCCCCGUGCCGGCACGGCAUGUCACAGCUCUGAGGACGGCGCCCGGCCACAACACAGCGAGCGUGCAGCGAGCCAGCCCCGCGACGCAUCAGGUGUGCCCCCCAGCCGCGGCCGCGACAUGAAGCCGCACGACGACUACAGGAACGGCGACGGCGGGUCGGACAGCUCGGACUCGUCGGGCGACGCGCUGGAGGACGCGCUGUCGCUGCGGGACGACGCCGCGCCCGCGCGCGUGCUGCGGGCGCUCAACGCGCUGCGCAAGUCGCGCCAGCACUACGACGCCGUGCUGCUGGCCGGCGGCGCCGAGCUGCCCGUGCACCGCGCCGUGCUGGCCGCCGCCUCGCCCUACCUGCUGCAGGCGCUGGCGGCGCUGCCCGCGCUGCCCGCGCCCGCCGCCGCGCCGCCCGCCUGCCGCGUGGACGACGUGGACGCGGACGCGCUGGCCGCGCUCGUGGACUACGCCUACACGGGCCGCCUGCGCGUGCGGGACGCGGCGGCCGCGCGGCGCCUGUACCGCGCCGCCUGGCGCCUGCGCCUGGAGCCCGUGCGCGCGCACCUGGCGGCCGCGCUGCUGCGCCGCCUCACGCCGCACGACUGCCUCGAGCUGCGCGCGCUGCCCGACCUGGGCGAGGACCACCUGGCCACGCUGGACGCCUACAUCGCGCAGAACUUCGAUGAAGUGUGCAAGAGUGGCGCGCUGGCGACGUUGCCGCUGAUACGCAUUGAGUUGUUGCGGGAGACGAGUGCGGAGGGCGGCGAGGAGACUGCCUUCGCAGUGGCCGACGCCGCGCUCGUGUGGCUGCGAGAUAGACAGGCAGUCGACGCAGAUCUGGACGAGCUGUGCUCGCGCACACAUUUACUGUAUGUGGACGGCGACGGAGCCCUGCGGGACUGUGGCGAGCUGCCCGCCGCGCGGGGCGACGCGCCCGAGCUGCAGGAGUACCGGCGCGAGGCCGCCGAGCGGGGGCGCCAGGCGCGGCGCGCGGCCGACGCCGCCUCGCCCGGCGCCAGUACUGCGCCCGCGCCACCGCUGCAGCUGCAGCUGGGCGCCCGCACGGCGCGCGCCGCGGCCGCCGUGCUGGCCGCCACGCGCGUGGCGGGCGCGCGCACCACCCGCGCGCUGCUGGCGCUGCGCGGGCGGCUGGCGGCGGCGCGCGUGGCGUGGCGCGACGUGCCGGGCGGCGGCGGCGUGGCGCGCGGCGGCGUGCUGGGCGGCGCGCGCGAGGAGGGCGGCGGGCGGCGCGCGCGGCUGGCGGCGGGGCGCGCGGCGCACGGCGCGGCCGUGCUGGGCCAGCGCCUGCUGGUGCUGGGCGGGUACGACCGCGCGCGCGUGCUGCGGGCCGCCGAGGCGUACGACCCGGCGCAGAACGAGUGGAGCGCGCUGCCGGACAUGCGCGGGCCGCGCGCGCGGUUCCCGGCGGCCGUGCUGGGCGACACGCUGUACGCGCUGGGCGGGUCGGACGGGCACGCGGAGCUGGACUCGGUGCUGGCGCUGGCGGGCGGGCGCUGGGCGGGGCGCGCGCGGCUGCCGGCGGCGGUGUCGCACGCGGGCGCGGCGGCGGCGGGCGGCGCGCUGUACGUGGUGGGCGGCUGGGCCGCGGGGGCCAACCUCAAGCGGGUGCUGCGGUACGACCCCGACGCCGACGCUUGGGACGAGGCGCCGCCGCUCAAUGCAGGACGGUCGCAGUGCGCCAGCGUGUGCUGGGACGGGGCGCUGUGGGCGCUGGGCGGCUGCGACGCCUGGCACUGCCUCGCCAGCACCGAGCGCCUCAAGCUGGGCGCCGGCGCCUGGGAGUGGGGGCCCGCGCUGCCCACCGCGCGCCGCGCCGUGGGCGCCGCCGCGUGGCGGGGCCGCCUCGUGGUGGCGGGCGGGUCGGACGGGGCCGCCUCGCUGCGCCGCACGGACUGGCUGGGGCCCGACGCCGCGGACGCCUGGCGCUCGGGGCCCGCGCUGCGCCGGCCCCGGGCCGCGCUGGGCCUGGCCGUGCUGGAGGACGCGCUGUACGUGGUGGGGGGCUUCGACGGCAAGGAGUUCCUGUCGUGUGUGGAGUGUCUGUACGCGCCCGACGGGGAGUGGACCACGCUGCUGGCGCCGCCCGCGCCGCGCGCGCCGCUGUCGCCCGCGUCCGACGGCGCCGCGCCGGACGCGACACCGCCGCCGGAGCCCGCGACGCCAGACGAGGCGGCGCCGAAGGCCGCGGCGGGCGCGGAGUGACGGGGGCGCGGCCCCGGGCCGGGCGGGAGUCGGGGCGCGGCUCGAUGCCUUUACUUCGCAUUUCACUAUUAGUAUACAAAGUCGGUGUGCAGUCUGUAUAUAUCGGCCCUCACGAACGUAGUCCAAAUUAUAUUAUUAUAAUGUCGCCGGAGAGCCACACGGUGGGAUCGUGGUUUCGUUGUUCGCGUGCUUUCCCGAUGUAUUAUUGUUACAUUCCUAUUGUGUAAGAUAUGUGUACGUAGGUCGUGGUGUGUACUGUUAGUGUAAGGUCCCGGUGUCGAUGGCCGGGCGAGGCGCCGGCCGUCGUCUGCCGAGUAUGUUAAUAAAUCGUAUCUCCUCA
Messenger RNA from Spodoptera frugiperda (fall armyworm), 2704 nucleotides. Its product is annotated as influenza virus NS1A-binding protein homolog B. NCBI's taxonomy places the organism in Eukaryota, Metazoa, Arthropoda, Insecta, Lepidoptera, Noctuidae. The record is from RefSeq and is a predicted model, not a curated record. Gene Ontology annotation, molecular function: protein binding. The coding region runs from base 268 to 2364 and encodes 698 amino acids. The transcript is spliced from 6 exons.